This is a messenger RNA of Cylindrotheca closterium, 3951 nucleotides long. The record is from the annotation of a GenBank genome assembly. NCBI's taxonomy places the organism in Eukaryota, Bacillariophyta, Bacillariophyceae, Bacillariales, Bacillariaceae.
AUGGACGGGGACUUGUUAGGUGACAUGGCAUUUGCUGCACCAGCGAAUGAAAGUGCCAGCCAAACUCAACCGACGGCUCCGAUCCCAACGAUGGAUUUUCUAAGUGGAUCUCCGAUCAAGACCAAAGAACAAGUUCCAUCAGGAUCACCAAUCAAUGAUUUAGAAAAUGGAAAAGAUAAAGAUGCUGGAGAUGGGGUGUCGCAGUUGCCAUUUUCUGAUGAUAAGACCGAGUUACAAACCCAAACACAGUCCGAACCUCAGGAGCAGCAACAGUCGAGUGUAAACGGUUUACUAGACUUUCCAGCCAGCUUUGCUGUACCCGUACCUUCGGAUCCAAAGAUGGGAGUAAAGCCUUUCCCAGCUAAUCCCGGCCUGGCGACAGACCCAUGUACCCCUCCCACACAACAAACAAAAGGGGAUCCUCCACUCGAUCCAUUUCCGGAUCAGCCUUCUGCUUCCCAUCCGGAUCGAUUCGCUGCUUCAACAACAAACGAUGCUAUAGGCAAUGUAUUUGAUCCCUUUUCUGAUCAAUCCCCACAGUCAGCAGCGCCAGAUCUCUCUGUAGCAUCUUUCGCAACUGAAGCCGCAGCACAGGCUGCGGAUUCUUCUGUAGAUCCCUUUUCUCCUGUAGAGCAAACUGAUGAAAUACCUGUGGGUGCCCAAGCUUUGGAUUUGUUCGGAGAUUCAACUGCAGCAUCCGAACAAUCCAGCACGUCAACUUAUGCCGUGGGAAAGUCUGGCGAUGGUAACCAACUAGUGGAGACCCAAUGUAUCGAAAGAACAACAACAACAGCUCAAACCGCGCAAGAGGACCAAAACGAAACGUCGAAGUUGGAAAAUAUAACUGUGGUCCCGGCGAUUUCUUUGUCUCCGCUUGAAACGCCGACUGACAAGGCAUUGACAGAGACGGCCGAAGCUAUGGACGAAGCACCUUCCACCUCGACACCUCCUACUGUACAAAAGCAACCAGAAACUGCCCCAUCUGAAGAAGUCGCAAAAAUAAAAAAGGUCGGCCCGACGUGUCCAGAAGAAAAAGCGAAUUCUGUACCCGAUCCUCCUGCUGUAGCUACUACUGAAACCUCCAAGCUUGAACGCGAAAGCAGUGGCGAUUCGAAAGAAGCACUGAUUGGAGAAAGUCAAUCGAAGCCAACAGAACCAAGUAUGCCACAAAACGGAAAUGACGACAAGUCAGAAAACUCGAAGCAGGAAGAUAGUGCCGCGAUUCCAGGAAAAGGGCAAAACAAAAGUAAGGCCUCGGACGAAAAGCCACAUGCAAAUAUCAACGCCGCAACAAAUGGGGCUCAAGAGAAGAUGGGACAACAAGGACAGAAAGCUGACGAGCCAGCAAAAGCCAUACCGCCAAUUAAAAUCGGAAUGGUAAACCAGAAACUCGAUUUUGGAAUGGCAUCGAACAUGUUCCGAUCCUUUUCGAGCAAGAGUGGUGCACAGCUCAAACAACUCCAGUCGAAAGGAGGUGUUAGUUUGAAAGUUGGUUUGUCAAGGCUCGGCGAAGCAUCUAGUAAUCUUGCCGGUACAAUCAAGCAAAAGAACGCUGUAUCCAACGUAUUCAAAGUGGAGGAGUCCACUCUUCCAGAAAACAUGCAACCUGUGGGUAGUCAGCAUCCUUCCAACAGGGAGUUCGAGAGAAAAGAUGCCGCAAGCAUGGAGAGUGCUAGUGAAACUCCCAGCACGGAUGCACCCGAACACAAUGUCGCAGUAUCAACCUCCUCGGGAGAGAGGAAGGAUGAAGGCAAGACAAUGGAGAAUGAAGAGGACGGCGAUGUCAAACCUCCGAAAGUGCCGCAUCCAAAGAACACAUCAACGACUUCUGAAAGUACAAAUGACCUGGCUGAAAAGACGACUGAUGUAACACCGGUAACAACGACAGCUGGCAUGCAGACGAAAGGAAGUGGAAACUCUGAAAGCAAAGAAAAGGGGGUGAAACAGGGUUUAACUGCCUCUGCUGUAACCUCACUGUUUGGUCUCAAGAUCGAAAAAUUGCCGAUCGCAACAUCGAACACAGACAAGGCCAAAAUCGAUGGACAAGAAAAGAAGACAAGCUUACCCAAGAACGCAGAGAAAUCAAAUGAGGACGAUGUUGAGAACGCGCCCACGGCACAACUGGAAAACCAGACUGACAAAGAGCAAAACACUUUCGAAACGGAAAAGAAAAAUGAAAAUGGAGAUCCAAAAGACGAUUCGGAAAAGGCUACACAAGACCUAGAGGAAAAUGCUACUGAAGGACUACAAAAGAAGCAAGAUCUUGUACAGGAUGAUGUCGACGCGAAGGCAACUUUAGCAAAUGAAUCUUUCGAAGAAAAAAAGCAAGAAAGUUUUGAAAACCCAUUAUUGGCAGACGGUGUAGGCCAAAACGCGGAAGUAAAUUCGGUCCAAAACACAGCCCUCUCAGACCAGAAUGCGAAAUUUAUUGCACGUAUCGCAGCCCUCGAGAAAGAGCUUAGGACUAGUAAGGAUGGGUCAUUGAAACAGAUUCAGACACUCGAGGAAGACUUGCAGGCUCGUAAAGAAGAUUCUGCACGGCAGAUUCAGACAUUACAGAAGGAACUCCAGGCUAGCAAAGAUGGCUCUUCAAGACUUAUCAAGUCUCUUGAAAAGAAAUUGCAUGCUUCACAGGAGACAGUGAAGCAAUUGAAGGACAAAUCUAUGAAGUUGCAGCAAGGUGCCGAAGAAAACGAGCUAAAGAAGGAUCUCAUCGAAGAUCUAAACAGCAAGUUGCAAACUGAAAUGAGCAAGCGACAGGAUUCGGAAACAACUGCGAAAAAGACUAAGGAAAAGCUGGACAAGGUUGCGGAACAGUUCAAUGCACUGCAAACGACUUCAAAAGAGAGAUUAUUGCAAAUGAAGGGGGCAAUUGACAAAUUGAUGCAGUCCAACAAGAAAAUGGAAGAAGAGAUUAUUGGGAUCCGGGAGGAAAGGGAUGAACAAGGGCGGCGAUUAAGUUCCAAUACUACUCAGUUGCAUGAGGCGAAGAAAAACGCAGCCAUCAAAGUGAACGCAGCUGAGCACUACGAGCUUAAGAUGAACGAAUUGGACGCAGAGUUGAAACAAACAAAAGACAAGAUGGCACAGAUCAAAUUUGAGAGAGAUCGGUUCCGCAAGGAGCUUGGAAACUGGAAGAAGUACGCCGAGGACCGCAACAAGCAAUUGGAAGGGCAGCUUAAGCACGAAAAGAAGCUGAAUGAAGAGCGUAAACGACGAAUGAAAUUCUUCGUUGAAGCAAAAACGGAAGAAGCCCGUUCUAGCAAUGUCGAUAAUGUUUCACUCCAAGCAGAAUUAGAUCAGACAACACGCUCAUUGAAAGACUUCAACCAGCGCUACAAGCAACUGCAUAGCCAGUGGGUACAAGCACAGACAAGAAAUCGAGAGCUACAACGUGACAUGGCCAAGAUGAAGAAUGAUUCCGAAAAGAUGAGCAAAGUUGGAGGAACCUUGGAAGCCAAAUUGUCCCGUUAUUCGAAUGAGAUUGAAGACCACAAGAGCAAGAGGCUGGCAGCCAAGAACGAACUCAUGACUGUUAUUGCAAAACUUGAGGAGGAAAAGAAGGCAAGUGCCCGAGUGAAAGAUUUCGUCAAAGGAACUAUAAUACCAAAGGUGCUGUUGCAGCAUCAAGUUCUCCAAGAGAGCGCAGAUCACUUUGAGGGUGGAAUACGUCAGCUUGCUCUCCGUUUCGGCCGAGAAUUUUCUUCACUUCGAAGAAAAUCCAAUGGCAAACCCGAUCCGUUAUCUGAUUGGAAACCAAAAACUCUUGAGGAAAUCCAGGCCAUGAUUGGAGAUGCUAACACUGCCCGUAUUCUAUCAAAACUAGAGGACGAAACCCAGAGAGUAAACGAACAGGUAUCGAAUGUAUCAACAAGCGCUGGGCAGCUAGAAUCCUUGCUUGUCGCACCGACUACCAAGGGAUGCGUAGGUGCCAUGUUCAGCAAUUUUUAG